Messenger RNA from Mercurialis annua (annual mercury), 1303 nucleotides. RefSeq names its product structure-specific endonuclease subunit SLX1. Gene Ontology annotation, cellular component: Slx1-Slx4 complex. The record is from RefSeq and is a predicted model, not a curated record. NCBI's taxonomy places the organism in Eukaryota, Viridiplantae, Streptophyta, Magnoliopsida, Malpighiales, Euphorbiaceae. The transcript is spliced from 4 exons. Gene Ontology annotation, molecular function: 5'-flap endonuclease activity; crossover junction DNA endonuclease activity. Gene Ontology annotation, biological process: double-strand break repair via homologous recombination. Bases 19 to 1065 code for a protein of 348 amino acids.
AUUACUGCGAAGAAAAAAAUGGGGAAGAGAAUGGCCAAAGGAAAAUCUGAAGAACACGACGAUGAUGAAGGAAAAGGAUUCUACGCUUGUUAUCUCUUAACUUCCCUAUCUCCUCGCUUCAAAGGCCACACUUAUAUCGGAUUUACAGUGAAUCCGCGGCGGAGAAUUAGGCAACAUAAUGGUGAAAUUAGAAGUGGAGCUUUUAGAACCAAGAAAGGACGGCCUUGGGAAAUGGUGUUUUGCAUCUAUGGUUUCCCUACUAAUGUAUCUGCUCUUCAGUUUGAAUGGGCAUGGCAGCAUCCAAUGGAAUCAUUAGCAGUGAGGCAAGCAGCUGCAUUUUUUAAAUCAUUUUCUGGCGUUGCUAAUAAAAUCAAGCUUGCCUACACUAUGCUCAACCUUCCAGCUUGGCGAAGCUUGAACAUCACUAUUAACUUUUUCUCAACGAAAUACUCAACACAUUCUGCUGCUUGCACAAGCUUGCCAGAGCACAUGAAGGUCAAGGUUAGCCCCAUCGGCGACCUUCCUUGCUAUUCUACAGCUGAAGAUGAAGUCAGCGGUAAUGAAAGUUACGACAGCAUUACUAGUUUAAGUGAAGCCCGGAAAGAGAGCACAGUUAAACUCCAAUGUCACUCCAUUGAUGGCAUUGGCUGCAAUGAUAGCAAAGAUGAUUAUUCGGUUAGUGACGUUUCUUCAGGUAAUUCACACGACAAUAAUGUGAAUUAUGAAAGUUACGGAUUCAAUGAAGAAUACGGCAUGAGACAACAGGGAAGUACUUCAGCAGAAUAUCCACCAAUUUUAGAAGUAGAUGAUGCGCGGCUGUUCAGUCCGCUGGUGAGAACAGCAGAAAAUCCAGCGAUUUUAGAAGUAGAUGAUGCACGGCCGUUCAGCCCGCUGGUGAGAACAUCUUUCCUUUCGGCUGGCUUCGCGAGCCACGAAGAGAAAGCAAUGGCGGUAGAAAUAGAAGUUAUAGAUUUGUUGUCCCCAUCUCCAGAUUGCAGAAUUAUGUCAAGCAGAAAGAGGAGAAGAGUAUUGAAUGUUUGUCCUCAGAUCAUUGACUUGACCUAGUCCGUAGAUUACCAACCAAUAAAUAAGAUCACUGGCUUGAUAUGAUCUUUUGUAGCUUGUUAAUCAAAUAUAUAAUUAUGUCAAAGUUGACUGUAAAUUCAUUUUGCAGUCAGCUUGUUCAGACAUGGCCAUAAUUAUCAUCUGCUAUAACUGUAUUCUUCCUGUACAAGUACAAUGGGAGUGAACAUCUAAAGGUUUAAAUCAAUUUUAUGAACUGAAAGAAAUAAGAAUUACACUA